AUGUCCGACGUAGAAGAACAAAGUCUCAGUCAAGGCGGCGAAUCUGAUCAGAGUUCGCAAGAGACAGACCAAGCAAUCGCGUUCGAGAUGGACCACGCCGACGCGUUUGAGCUUAACCCCCGCCCAUGGUAUGUUUUUGAGGCCCAUCUCGAUUACCACGUCCAACGGCGGCUCAAGCAACGCCAUGUUCAGAUGAUUGCUAUUGCUGGGACUAUUGGAACAGGCUUGUUCCUUGGUUCUGGUCGUACAUUGGGUGGCGCUGGCCCUUUGGGGGCCUUAAUAGCAUAUUUUCAUGUUGGCACUGUCGCGUACGCGUCAUUUUGUUCCCUUUGCGAGAUGACAACAUGGGCGCCCGUCUUGGGCACUUUCCCUUACUUUGCUGAGCGAUGGGUGGACCCCGCUCUUGGUUUCGCCGUUGGGUGGAACUACUUCUACGGCACUGCCAUCUCGACGCCCGUUGAAAUAAAUGCGGCAGUCAUCCUCCUCACGUUUUGGGAUAAAAAUGUUCUCUGUGUUUUCGCGUGUCUGGUGAACAUCGUUGGUGUUCGGUGGUUUGGAGAAUCGGAGUUCGCGUUCUCCAUGAUCAAAAUCCUACUGCUCAUCGGGCUACUUAUUUCUGGGCUUAUCAUUGACCUCAGAAAAGGCCCGGAGGGACACCGUAUUGGGUUUGGAUACUGGAAUGAUCCCGGAGCAGUUGCUCGCGCAGGGCUUGUGGAGAAUCUUCACACUGACCGAUUCAUUGCGAUUCUAUCCGUCCUUGUGCAAGCUGCUUUCUCGUUUCAGGGAAUGGAGCUGGUCGCAAUUGCUGCUGCUGAGACUGAAAGUCCCCGCCGUAACAUCACUAAGGCGAUGCGCCGGGUCCUCUUUCGCAUUAUCACCUUCUAUAUCCUAGGUAUCAUCAUGGUCGGAAUGCUGGUUGCGUACAAUGAUCCCGCCUUGCUUCAAAAUAGUGGCACUGCUGCUCAAUCCCCAUUCGUCAUCGCUAUCAAUCGUGCUGGGGUGAGAGUUCUUCCUCACAUCAUCAACGCCGCCAUUUUCUCGAGUGCCUUCUCAGCUGGAAACAGCUUCGUGUACUCUGCGUCUCGCAUCCUACACGGUCUUGCCGUCCGUGGCCAAGCGCCUCGAAUCUUUGCGUGUUGUACCAAGGAUGGACUUCCAAUAUACGCCGUUAUUGUUGCUAGCAGCUUCUCGCUCCUCUCCUUCUUGAACAUAUAUUCGGGACCUGAGAGGGUUUUCAACUGGUUUGUGUACCUCUCGGCCACAGCGGGCUUCUCUGGUUGGUUCUCGAUGAAUUUGACCUAUAUCUUUUUUUAUCGAGGAAUGAAAGAACAAGAAUUCGAUGUCGUGCAAAAUGCCUACCACAACCCGUGGCAGCCUAACCCGUGGCAGCCUUACCUGGCGUAUUGGGGUUGUGCAUGGUCGGCCAUCUUCGUGCUCAUCAAUGGCCUGACUGUUUUCUUUGGGAAAUUCAAUGUUUCUGGUUUUUUCGCUGCCUACAUCAACAUUCCAAUUUUCUUCAUUUUGUACUUUGGAUUCAAAUACACGAUGGGUACCAACAUUGUGCACCCGAGGGAUGGGGACUUCGUCACGGAUAUCCCCACACCAGAUGAGACCGAGAUACCAGAAGAUCCACCCAGAAAUGUUUGGGAACAUAUUGCUGAAUUUGUCUUCUAG
Messenger RNA from Laccaria bicolor S238N-H82, 1674 nucleotides. Its product is annotated as APC amino acid permease. Gene Ontology annotation, molecular function: amino acid transmembrane transporter activity. The transcript is spliced from 22 exons. Gene Ontology annotation, biological process: amino acid transmembrane transport. Gene Ontology annotation, cellular component: membrane. The record is from RefSeq and is a predicted model, not a curated record. Lineage: Eukaryota; Fungi; Basidiomycota; Agaricomycetes; Agaricales; Hydnangiaceae. Bases 1 to 1674 code for a protein of 557 amino acids.